AUGAAGGAGGGCUUCGCCCUUAAGAUUUGCCACUUUCCUAGAGGGGCUGGCCAUGCUGAAGCAGCUCAUCGGUCAGCUUCAAGAGUUCUUGGACCUCUACGACUCCACCUUCCUCUUCUUCCUUCUUCCUUCCUCUCUUCUUCUUCUUCCUCCAUUCUUCUACCUUCUCAGCAACUCUUUUUCUCCCAGCCUCUCAUCCUUCACCAGCGCCGCAGAUGGUGCUUCGUUGAUAUUGAUGAUUACUCUGUAGAUGAUUGCCAAGAACUUGUAAUGGCAGCUGGAAAGUCUCGAAGUUUCAACAUGUUGGAGCCUUUAAAGCCUCCACCGACCAAGAGGUCUCGAAAAGAGAGAAAGGGGAAAUCAUCUUGUCUGUCUUGUGCAACUGACGUUAUGGAACAACAAAUUUGGAAGGAUUUUCCUGAAGAUUUAUUAGAGGCUGUCAUAGCACGACUUCCCGUUGCCACAUUUUUCCGAUUUCGCUCUGUAUGCCGGCGAUGGAAUUCCUUGCUGACUUCUCAAAGCUUUUUUCAGCAUUAUUCUCAAGUCCCACAAGCAAGUCCCUGGUUUUACACCAUAACUCAUGAAAAUGUGAAUUCAGGAGCCAUUUAUGACCCUUCUUUGAAAAAAUGGCAUCAUCCUGCAAUGUCAAUGCUGCCUGCAAAGAUGAUUGUUUUGCCAGUGGCUUCUGCAGGGGGCCUCGUUUGCUUCCUUGACAUUGGUCACCGAAACUUCUAUGUCUGUAACCCACUGAUCCAAUCUUUCAAGGAGUUGCCAGCACGAUCAGUCAAGGUCUGGUCUCGUGUGGCAGUAGGAAUGACCCUAAAUGGGACUUCAACUAGCGCUGGCUACAAGAUCCUAUGGGUUGGUUGUGAUGGAGAGUAUGAAAUCUAUGACUCAGAAAACUCUUGGAUUCAUCCAGGAAACAUGCCUGCCAGCAUCAAGAUGCCAUUAUCACUCAACUUCAGGUCACAGGCUGUUUCAAUCGAUAGCAUGCUAUAUUUCAUGCGUUCCGAUCCAGAUGGGAUCGUCUCCUACAAUAUGGUCUCUGGGGUUUGGAAACAGGACAUAAUUCCAGCCCCGGUGCAUCUGACCGACCACACACUAGCUGAGUGUGAUGGACGGAUCAUUCUCGUGGGGCUGCUGACAAAGAAUGCAGCCACAUGUGUAUGCAUAUGGGAGCUGCAGAAAAUGACGCUCUUGUGGAAGGAGGUUGACAGAAUGCCAAACAUCUGGUGCUUAGAUUUUUAUGGAAAGCGCGUUAGGAUGACUUGCCUGGGAAACAAGGGCUUGCUUAUGCUGUCCUUGAGAUCGAGGCAGAUGAACCGGUUGGUUACAUACAACAUGGCGAGCAGAGAAUGGCUUAAGGUUCCUGGGUGUAUAGUGCCACGAGGGAGAAAACGGCAAUGGAUAGCGUGUGGGACCGCGUUUCACCCAAGCCUUACUGCAAUGGCUUGAUUUGAUUUGUAUCUGCAACAGCAGUGGCCUUGAUGCUUAUGUAUGUUGUUUCCACUUUCAUUGUGAUUUAACUAAGUAGAUUAGGAGAAGGUGGUUCGGUUUCAUGUUCCAAAUGCCUAAUCCUUGAACGUCUCCGUUUGUUCCUGUCUUCCUGGGUACUAUAAUAAGCUUAGUAGUUUAAUGUGGAAAUUGAUGGACUUCCUAAUUUUGUAGAAUAUGAAAAGGUGGUUUGUACUUUGUAGUGUGUGAAUGCUGUGGUUGUGGUCCAAAUGCUUGGACCUCGCACAUUUCUCAGAAAUGUGAUUUGGCUCCUGGUUGAUUUACUA
Messenger RNA from Prosopis cineraria, 1781 nucleotides. Its product is annotated as F-box only protein 6-like. Gene Ontology annotation, molecular function: protein binding. Lineage: Eukaryota; Viridiplantae; Streptophyta; Magnoliopsida; Fabales; Fabaceae. The record is from RefSeq and is a predicted model, not a curated record.